Cydia fagiglandana is the source of this 1596-nucleotide messenger RNA. RefSeq lists its product as uncharacterized. Lineage: Eukaryota; Metazoa; Arthropoda; Insecta; Lepidoptera; Tortricidae. The transcript has 3 exons. Bases 1085 to 1354 code for a protein of 89 amino acids. The record is from RefSeq and is a predicted model, not a curated record.
GAUAUUGCGUUUACAUGUUCAGCCCUUAUCUGAUUGUACCGUGACUUUCAAAAAUUAACUACCGUGCUCUGUUAGUUACGCGGGCAACCCUGACGAGUUAACACCAUGUUGUACUCACGGGAACUCUACCCUAAAAAGCACCCAAGCACUGAAAAUACGUUGACCAUUACAUCUGAUACAACUUUCUCAGUGAUUCUCGAUAACACUAUUAAGUAUGAAAACGGAUACGGGAUGUACUCUUUCAUCAAUUCUGUUAAACCACUUGCCUAUUACUGUUCCAUAUUCGGAAAUCAAAUUGUUAGAUACAAGAACAACGAUAUUCACAACUUGAAAUUACACAAUAAACUGUACAGUUUGAGUGUUUUAGCCGUUGUAUAUUUGCUUCAUGCAUUUGUCAGCCCAAUGAGCUGGAAAUAUACAAAAUCAGAUAUCCCCUUAAAUAUUUUAACGAAAUGUUACGGGAUCCUCGUCAUCAUAGAGGUCACAUACCUCAUUUUUAUUUCUUCAUUUAGGAAUGGUAAACAAUUUUACAAACUGUUGAAAAAGCUAGACGAUUUCGACCACCAUUUCACGACAUCUAAAACUCUUUUCAAUAAAAGAAGAAUUGUAAUAUUCUGUUUUAUCAUAUUCAGCCUAAUAGAAACGUCGUGCUCUUUUCUGUUCCGACCACUUCACAUAGAUAAUUUGGGCGCAGAAAUCCUGGUAUAUUCCUUAAUAUUACAAGGAGCACUAAUUAUGUUCUUUCUGGAAAACAUAUAUUCAAGACAACUACUUUUCAAUGAGCUGUUAAUGAAGAAAAUCUACAAUUAUAUACCUCAGAACAAAUUGUCUAUUUACAAAAAAACUUACAUGGAUGGAUUAAUCAUAAAAAUAUUUGCUGACUCACGAAGCCUCGAGCAGAAGCUCCACAGCCACUACAGCUGGUUUGAGCUUAUGCAAAUGUAUGAUAAAACUGCCGACUGCGUAUAUCUGUUUAAUAAAAUUUAUGCCGGACAGGUGAGUUGGUUAGACUUGGGGUAGGUAUUAUAAAUAUUAAUGCUGAGCAGGUGGAACUAUACAGCACAUUGUUUUACAGGUGUUUUUCAUGUUCCAGUCUGGUUUAAUCUGCACGAUGCUACUAAUUUGCAGAUAUUUAUCGCCUUCGUUAAAGGUAAUCUUGUCUGCCCCCGGGCAGGACGAUGGAUACUACAAUCAAAUUCAAACAAUGGUUAACCUCGUCCAGACACGGAAAAUGGAAUUAACUAAUAAUGUAUUCACUGUUAACCUGCAGACAAUUCUUAAUUUUUUCGGACGGGUGGUCUCGUACACUGUUCUUAUGAUACAGUAUUUUUAUAUGCACGUGUUUUCUGAAUAACUUUUUAUUUUCUGAAUAACUUUUUACGAUGCACGUUUUCGUUGUUGUCCCCUUCGCAAAAAGUUAUUUAAAUUUCACGACUGUCGCGGUUAUAGCUUUAUUUCCUCUGGGAAAAAUGAAAUCUUGGGUCAAAGUAUGAAGUGGAGUUUUGUGCACGAAAUAAAAUGCAACAUUGUCCUAUAUGAGUCGAGAUUACUGUUGUAUUACACGUGUUGUUGAAGUCGUUUCAGGUGUGAUAUACC